Molecule: messenger RNA, 651 nt
Organism: Frieseomelitta varia
Lineage: Eukaryota; Metazoa; Arthropoda; Insecta; Hymenoptera; Apidae
Product: protein ALP1-like
Exons: 1
Coding region: 1-651 (216 amino acids)
Source: RefSeq, a predicted model, not a curated record
AUGAAAUCUCUAACUUUUGAAGAUUUUUUGAGAAAUGCAAAUGAUUUUUAUAUUUGGAAUUUCCCAAAUACAAUUAGUGCAAUCGAUGGGAAGCACAUACGUUUAAAAUGUUCACCCAAUUCUGGGACAAUGUACUAUAAUUAUAAGCAAUCUUUUUCUAUUGUUUUGCAAGCGAUUGCAGAUGUUCAUGGAAAAUUGAUAAUUGUGAAAAUUGGAGGAUACGGAAAGCAAAGUGAUGAUGGCACUUUUCGUUCUUCACAAAUGUUUGAGUUAAUGAAAAAAGGAAAUUUAAAUAUUCCUACAAACUCUCCAUUAUCGAGAACAUCAAAUCCAAUGCCCUUUUUAUGCCCUUUGCACUUUGGAAAUGAAGCUUAUCCACUGUUACUGAAACCAUAUAAUCGAAAAAAUUUAGAUCCACAAACGGAGUACUUCAACUCUUGUUUUUCUAGAGCAAGACUUAUUGUAGAAUGUGCAUUUGGAAUAAUGAAUGCCAAAUGGAGAAUUCUUUGGAAACCAAUAGAGACAUUGCCUGCGUUUACUGACAAUAUUGUCAGGUGUAUAUGUGUUCUGCAUAAUGCAAUCAUUGAUUUGGAAGGGAAUGAAAUCCUCGAAAUGUUUAACGAGCACAAAAUUGUGAGAGAAGUGCAAUAG